Messenger RNA from Filobasidium floriforme, 2784 nucleotides. RefSeq lists its product as uncharacterized. The record is from RefSeq and is a predicted model, not a curated record. The transcript is spliced from 7 exons. The coding region runs from base 1 to 2784 and encodes 927 amino acids. NCBI's taxonomy places the organism in Eukaryota, Fungi, Basidiomycota, Tremellomycetes, Filobasidiales, Filobasidiaceae.
AUGAGCGUCUCUGACGAAGAAGACUUUCGGCAAUCCGACGAGAACACCUACCUCGACCCCGACUCGCCUACCAUCACCUACCUCACUCCAUCUUCUCCCGCCUAUCAGAUCCUCCUGGAACGAGGAUCUCGGACGAACAGCGAGGGUAGGAGGUUGUCUCGAGCUCAGGAGAUGGCCAUGGUCGAAAGGAAGGGCACGAGAAGGGUCAGUGGGGGUUUGAGGGUCGAGUCUGGAGGUCUGAGAAAGGUCAGGAUGGACGAGUUGGAUCCAUCCCCUGAUCGGGCGGAAAAGGUAGGGGAGCAAGAUAAAGAGAACGUCAAGUAUCGAGAUACACCGCGACCGGUUCGGACGAGAGCUGUACGAGCGGAGAUGGACAGUCCGGUACAGACCCCUUGUCCUGCGGUCCAGAGGAUGAAGAAGCCCAGCUUGCAGGACUUGCAAGACCUGUCCCUUGAGAUCGACACGACGGGCCAGACCGGCUGGAAUGUCAGCAAAUCCAGCCUCAUGCCAGAAAGUCCUGCACCCAAGAGCAAGACCGCGAGACGAUUGGACUACAAUGUUGACAAAGAAGGACCGCGAAGGGGCGGCGAUGGAAAAGUGGCGAGGUCCCCGGAAAGCCCGGCGACGAUGACCUGUUUCGAGCAGGCGGGUCCUGAUGCCGCUGACCGGACCGAGCUCACGACUCCUCGCCGUUCGAUCGCCACCACGAUCGUCGCCAAGCCGAAACCUGAAACUGCCGCAACUACUCCAAAGGCGACCACCAAUACCGGCUCGACGGCUACCAACACCCCACCCGCUGCGCCCAGAAAACCUCCGACCCAUAGCAAUCCUCAACCCCAGAUACACGCUCGCCGCAGCUCCCUCUCCAACCUCCUCGAGUCCCUGAAACGGACGUACAAUAACACCACAUCGACCUUGACCGCUACUUUCGUCGUCGUCGGACACGGGUCGGGUGUUCCAGAGAGACAGGUCGUUAGGAGGUUUCCUUCCCAGGUCGGACAAGGCGAAAGGAAGACGAAAAUCGAGCAAGAGGAGAAGGUGAGAAGCCACAAGCAAGAGGUCGACGAGGGAGAAGAUGGAGGCUGGGGAGGGAAACCUUACGAUCCUGAGAUGGCUAGAAAGAGCUGGAUAGGCUGGGAGGACGAUACCGAAAUCCGACAAGAUUGGAGGGAGAAACAACAGCAAGUGGAAGGUGAUGACGGUCUUGACGAGAAUGAGAACCCGAGGGAGGUACUGGCUAGGAUCGCCAAUGACAACGCCUUGAAAAUCGAGGCGGCCAGCGAGGGUCGGGAGCAAGGGGAGGGGAUGAACGAGGAUAGCUCUGAGACCGUGUUAGGACUUUCGCUUGGGCUCGCAGAGCCAUUCCAGGGUGGGCAAAGCGGUUGGAAAACUUUCGACACGGAUACGGUUCAGGAUCGGUCGAUCGGCAAGCACGAAGAGCCACAUCUGCAGCUCUUGGAAGACCUGACCAUCUCCGAUGUACCUCCGCCUCCUAAACCGGUCGAACUCCCUGCCGUCGCUCCCCCUCGGAAACCCAUCGACUAUCGCCACAUCAUUCAUCUUGCUGCCAACGCCCUCGGCGAACCCAGACCUGAGCAGAUCAUCCAUCAUCCGGUGCUUGCCAAGAUCGUCGCCGUCGCGCAGGUCGACUUUAAUCAGGCGGUCAUGGGCAUCAUGAUGGAGGCCACGCAAGGUCCGUUGUAUCAAGAGCAUUACACCUUACACGAUCUGUACUCGUGGUAUAAGGUUACGUUCAAGAGGAGAAAGGCAGAAGGUGAUACGUUGCAAGCUUUGAUUUUGGCUCUGGUUCAAAGGGAAGAGUCCACCCUCCAGGCAAUCCAAGGCAAAUCGACCGUCUUAUGCGCGGUCCCUCUUGGCUAUUGUAUGGUUCACCCUCGCCAUCUCCAUCGACAGCCGAACGAGGAGCUGACAAGAGAGAUCGAAAAUGAGCUCAUGGCGGGACGAGACCUGGCCACGCCCGAGAUGGAAGCCGACGACGGCCUCACUGAGAUGAGCGAGAUAUUGUCGGGGAGGAGCGGUCCCUUGACACCUCCAGCGACACCGAAGCGGCGUUUCGACAAGGGCAAAGGGCGUGCAAGUGAGGCAGAAGACGACAUCCUCCAGAAGGAUCAGCUUGACCCGCAAGAGACACCCCCCCGGCCAUCAUCUGCUCUACCGAUCUCGAACACCCAGUACAGCUUAUUCCCGCGCGUCAUCGGGAUGGUCUCACACAAGCUACAUGUGACGACGGAGUUGGCGCUGUUUCAGCCAGAAGUCUGCCGCGCGCUGGCGCUUGCGGGUAUGACAUGCGAACAGUUUCAGGACGUCAUGUUCAAAGCGCAAGACCUGGAUCAGGAGGAAAUGAGCAAGCCCUGGCAGGAACGCGAGUUCGAGCCUGAAGAUGGCAAGUGGAGGGCGUACCGGUAUCAUCAAGCUUUGAUCACGAUCGCCCCGUUUGGAGAAGCCCAAUACAUUCAGCAGUUACCUGAAUUUCAGAGAGCUAUUAUCUAUCUGCUUAUGAUGUGUUUCGAAUGGCCAGAAGAUGAUCCAGAAGGGUUUGUGAAGCGGCUGUCCGAUGAGCACCAUGUGGUCAUUGAUCACACGCCUUACAAGCCACCGACUCGAUCUCCCAAAGUAAACAUCAACCAAGGUCACGGCGCGCAGCCCAGUAUGGUCACCGACAAACCCCAAUUCGUUGCCACGGAAGACUGGUACGAGUACACUCGCACGCACGAAUUGCAGAUCGGGCCCUCAACCAAGAUAUGGCAGUCAUCAUCAGCAUAG